Messenger RNA from Ictalurus furcatus (blue catfish), 3061 nucleotides. RefSeq names its product protein ILRUN-like. The record is from RefSeq and is a predicted model, not a curated record. Gene Ontology annotation, molecular function: ubiquitin binding. Gene Ontology annotation, biological process: macroautophagy. The transcript is spliced from 5 exons. The coding region runs from base 33 to 932 and encodes 299 amino acids. Gene Ontology annotation, cellular component: phagophore assembly site. NCBI's taxonomy places the organism in Eukaryota, Metazoa, Chordata, Actinopteri, Siluriformes, Ictaluridae.
CUCCGUCGCGCCUAUACGUCAUCACCCCGCGCAUGCGCACUCGGUUUGUUGUCGUGUUCUCCUCGCUAGGCCCGAAGCCUCGGACUAAAUUAGAAACGGGAGCCGCCGUAUGCUGCGCCGCGAUGGAGGCCAUGGAAACGGACAUCGACUCUGAGCUGAUGCAGAAAUUUAGCUGCAUGGGGACGACCGAUAAAGACAUCCUGAUAACCGAGUUCCAGAGACUGCUCGGGUUCCAGCUCAAUCCCGCUGGAUGUGCUUUUUUCCUGGACAUGACUAACUGGAACCUACAGGCGGCGAUCGGAGCGUAUUAUGACUUCGAGAGCCCCAGCGGCUCGGCUCCGUCCAUGUCGUUUGUGAAAGACGUGACUAUCGGAGAAGGAGAGUCGAUUCCACCAGAUACUCCUUUUAUUAAGACGUGGAGGAUACAGAACACGGGUUCAGAGGCAUGGCCUCCAGGUGUGUGUCUGAGGUACACUGGUGGAGAUCAGUUUGGUCACGUGAACUUCGUGAUGGUCCGCUCUUUGGGUCCUCAGGAGAUUCACGAUGUGAGUGUACAGAUGCGCAGUCCUUGUGCUCCCGGCAUGUACCAGGGCCAGUGGAGGAUGUGCACCGCUCCCGGACUCUUCUACGGAGAUGUGAUCUGGGUGAUCCUGAGCGUGGAGGUCGGAGGUCUCCUGGGCGUCACCCAGCAGCUGUCCUCCUUCCAAGCCGAGUUUAACACACAGCCUCACCGCAGCGUGCACGACGACUACAACCCCUUCGCCUCACCCCACAACGCCACGCAGGGCGACGGCAGCCUUACAGACUCGACGCCAACGCAACACACCGCUCUGUCAAACAGCUCCGUAACCACAGCAACAAACAACCUGCAAAACACCAUACCAGCCACGUACGAUCAGCCGUACGGACCUCACCCGUUUGGACAGUCGUAAAUAAAAACAAACGCUAUAUUUAUUCAUAAGGAAUGUAAACGUGGCCUUGACUUAUGUGGAUUAACCAGAGGGUGGGGCUAAAUACAGCAGACCCCGCCCCCUUCUGGAUAUCAUCAUGAUUGUAAUCAGGAGUGUAUGAAUGCUAAUUUAAGAAGAAUGCUUGCUGAAUAUUUUAAAGAAAGACAUUUUAUGGAUUCUUAUUAUUAAUGAUGGAUUUAGAAACGUGACGAUCGCAGACGCAGCGAAGGCUUGAGCGCGUGAUGGACCCGAGUGGCCAUCACGUAAACGUUUAAAGUGCACUGAAGAUCAUUUCAGCCAUACGUUACUGCAUAACUACAAAAGAUUUACUUUUUUUUGUGUAUAAAGAUGAGAGAAACGUGCCACUGAGGAACAAGCCAUGUGAUUUAAAUUAGUUCGUGACAUUUACAGAGGGAUAUUUUGAUUAAAAAACCCCCAGAAAAUCUGACGGCUCAAACAGAACUGCUCUAUUAUCCGUCUUCCAUCUUUUCUUCCUUUUCCACUUACAGCAUUUGUUUUCUUUAAUUCUUGUUAAAUCGACUUGUAGUUUUAUUUAUGAUCUGAUGUUUGCUGGACGCAUGUUGAAUCUUGUAAUGUAGUUGACUGUGUUACUGAAGCAGGAGACUUUCAGCUCACAGGAAAUAAAGAGUUUUAUUAGUUUAUACGACACUGGGGUAAAGCAAGGCACUGCUACAGUAUAUAAAGCUUUUAAAAUAAAAAUGUUCAUCUAUAGCACCUUCAGUUCAGUGCAGUACUGUGUGAAAGUCACGAGAAGAAACUCUGUGCCAUUGAAAAGAAUGAAAUGAACUGUUUCUACAAAUACAAAUCGACCCUAAAUAUCAGUACAAAUCUCAUUUGAAUUCUGUUAUAGGUUUCCUGAUUAUGAAACCUAUAAUAAACCUAGUCAUGAAAAUAAAUCAGUGACACUUUGCCUUUAAAGCUGUAUCGGUUCUCUGGUGUUCUCCAUCGUACCGUUUUAUACCGAAAUCAGAUGUAUGCUCUUCUUGAGUCUUGAAGAAUGUUUCAUUCCCAAUUACUGAAUUUCUUUCACCACAAACAGACAUGUUUUCAGUGUAGUAUUUCGUUUGUGAAUUGUCUGGAACUCGGUUUCCAGAAUGUUCUGUUUUCUAUGCACACGGCAAUGCCGAAGACAUAAAACAAACAAACAAACAAAAAACACAAUAAUUGAUAUAUUUUAAAUAAUAAUUAGGGUGCCAAGAGUUUUGCACAGUACUGUAUAUAUAGCGAGAGAGGGUUGUUUAUUUUCAUCUGGAUAAAACUAUUAGGAACAUAAAAGCUGUAAGUUUGGACAACUCUAAAACUGUCUUCUCAUCAUGAGGAACUUCCUGCUUGUGCUUUUGGAUGUUUGAGCUUUUCGAGAGUAGAGAUAUUUUCACAAGGGACAGCUGACAUCAUCACCAUCCUCACCAUCAUCACCAUCAUCACCACCAUCAUCACCAUCCUCAUCACCACCAUCAUCAUCAUCAUGACCACCAUCAUCAUCACCAUCCUCACCAUCAUCACCAUCCUCUCCAUCAUCACCAUCCUCAUCACCACCAUCCUCAUCACCAUCCUCACCAUCCUCACCAUCAUCACCAUCACUGUGAUCAGUUUAUCAGAAAUAAAAAGGGAAUAAAUGAAAGCCGAGUGUGUCGGAUCCAGUGUGUGAGCUGUCAGUAGGGGGCAGUAUCACUCUGUCACGUAGAAUAAAGCACACAGCGAGCAGCAGUGAGGAAGUGGAGUUACUGUUCCCAUCCUGAUGUCCCCAAUUGCUUUACUCCACUUACACCACAGUGACUUACUUAUUCAUUAAAGAAUGACAGGCCAUGCUUCUUUAUCCAUUUAUAGUUACAUUUACUUCCUGCUGUCAUGUACGGUAUAGCAGCUAUAAACACUCGUUCCCUCACCAGCCCUCUCUUUAUUCCCUCUCUUUAUUCCCUCUCUUUAUUCUCUCUCUCUUUACUCUCUCUCUUUAUUCUCUCUUUACUCUCUCUCUUUAUUCUCUCUUUAUUCCCUCUCUUUAUUCUCUAUUCUCUCUUUAUUCUCUCUCUCUUUACUCUCUCUCUUUAUUCUCUCUUUACUCUCUCUCUUUAUUCUCUCUUUAUUCCCUC